AUGGAGGAAGAAGUGUCGAAUCUUGUAAACAAUGUUCGAUCUUUAGAAGGAUUUCCAAUUAAUCUGACCGAAAAAGUUUCAUCUGUAACAAGUACAGUAACUUGCAGGGCUGCAGUUGGUCGAAGAUGCAAAAAUCAAGAAAUUAUAUCAAGUUUGGCAAAACAAGCUAUCAUAUUUGCAGGAGUUUUUAAUGCCGGAGAUGUUUUUCCUUCGCUGCAACUACUCGACUCCCUCUUUGGGACGAAAAGGCAAUUGACUAAGUUGCAUAAGAAGAUCGACAAUAUUCUAGAGGACAUAAUCCACGAACACGAGAAGGAUCGACUAAACUUGAGAGGGAAUGAGCCAUUUGAAGAAGAUUUACUCGACGUUUUCCUACGCCUUAAGGAGGAUAAUGAAUUUCAGAUUGUUGUUACCAGAGAGGUCAUCAAAGCCAACAUUUUUGAACUCUUCACCGCUGGAACGGAUACAUCAUCAACUGUAGUAGAAUGGACAAUGGCAGAACUGAUGAAGAAUCCAAGAGUGAUGAGAAAGGCACAAGCAGAAAUGAAUAAAUGUAUGAAGUGCAUGUUCAUCAAUAAAAGAGCAUACAUCAGAAGCACAGAACAAAGUAGUCAUGUCGUAAAUCUUCAAUAA
Molecule: messenger RNA, 633 nt
Organism: Fraxinus pennsylvanica
Lineage: Eukaryota; Viridiplantae; Streptophyta; Magnoliopsida; Lamiales; Oleaceae
Source: the annotation of a GenBank genome assembly